AUUCAGUUUGUCUGCAGCUUUUGUGCCGGGAGUACUCGAAUACCAAAAGCUAUUUAAAAACUUGCAUAAUUUGUGACUCUAAAAAUUGAUAAAACAAAAUGAAAACUCCACUCAGCCAGAAGACGGGUUUCUUUGCCGAAUACUAUCUGAAGCUCAAGGGGCAGGCGGGCGACACCUGCGAGGCGGAUAUAGCCAAAUUAUCGGGGUGUAGAAGCGAUGAGGAGCGCGUGGCCUAUGUGGAUCAGCUGGCCUGGGUGCAGGCAGGGGAAUUCGGAAUUCGGCCGGAAUUCGAUGGCAAAAGUGCCCCCCUGGCCGCGGAGAUCAAGGAACGAGCAACGGCUGCCUUCAAGGGGAAGAAAUGGCUGGAGGCAAUGGUGCUCUAUACCAGGAGCUAUAUGUCAUUGCCCAAUGAGAAUGUUGCUGAGAUCUGUAUCGUGCUGGCCAAUCGCUCUGCCACUCUGUACCACAUGCAGAAAUAUCAGGAGUGCCUGAUCGAUAUCAGACGAGCCAUCGACCUGGGUUACCCCAAGGAUUUGAUCUACAAGCUGUACGAACGACGGGCUCGAUGCUACAUGGCCCUCAAAGACUAUCCCCAUACGAUUGAAGCCUUCAAAAAGUGCAUCACAGCAAUGGACGACUCCGCACUUACAUUCGACAAGAAGUCCAAGCUAAAUCUGGAUGCCAUGACUAUGAUCAAAAUGCUAUUACAAGAUCCGCGCACGGCUAAGCAGGCGGCCAAGCAACAGAAGCAGAAGAUCGACCUCGAUCAGGCCACAGCUCUGCCGGCGGAGAAGGAGUAUGUGAGUCCGCUGGUGAGGAUCGAUCGCAGCCCGCAGGAGGGACGCUUUGCCCGGGCCGCAGCCGAUGUGAAGGCCGGCGAGGAGCUGCUCGUAGAGCGGCCGUUUGUGUCCGUCCUGCUGGAGAAAUUUGCCAAGAGCCAUUGCGAGAACUGCUUUGUGAGGAGUGUGGUUCCUGUCGCCUGUCCUCGGUGUGCCGAUGUCAUAUACUGCUCGGAACAGUGUCGGGACGAAGCGGCCAAGAAGUACCAUAAAUAUGAGUGUGGCAUCGUGCCCAUCAUUUGGAGAUCUGGAGCAUCCAUCAACAAUCACAUUGCGCUGAGGAUCUUUGCCAGCAAACCCUUGGAAUACUUUCUGCAAUUGAAGCCAACGAUUGAUGAGGAACUCUCGCCAGAGGAGCUACUAAGUCUUCCCAAGGACGACUUCCGGCGGGUAGCCCAGCUGGAACGGCAUCAGAACAAGCGCCAGCCAUCGAACUUCUUCCAGCACGUGCUGAUGGCCCGUUUCCUGACCAAAUGCCUGGAGGCAUCAGGCUACUUUGGCGCCGAGCCACAGCCGGAUCAGGUUCGAGCCAUUUGCUCGCUGGUGCUGCGCAGUCUGCAGUUCAUCCAAUUCAACACCCACGAGGUGGCGGAACUGCACAAGUUCCGUUCGACGGGCAGGGAGAAAUCCAUCUUCAUUGGCGGUGCCAUCUAUCCCACUUUGGCCCUAUUCAAUCACUCGUGCGAUCCCGGAGUUGUGCGCUACUUCCGGGGCACCACGAUCCACAUCAACAGUGUUCGACCCAUCGAGGCUGGCCUGCCCAUCAACGAGAACUACGGACCGAUCUACACGCAGGACAAGCGCGAGGAGCGCCAGGCCAAGAUGAAGGAGCUGUACUGGUUCGAGUGCUGCUGCGAUGCGUGCAUCGACAACUGGCCCCUGUUCGAGGACCUGCCACGGGACGUGAUCCGUUUCCGUUGCGAGGCGCCCAACAACUGUGCGGCCGUGAUCGAGGUGCCACCCAGCUGCAAUGACUUUAUUGUGAAGUGCGUGACCUGCGGCGAGGUGACCAACAUCCUGAAGGGACUCAAGGUCAUGCAGGACACGGAAAUGAUGACGCGCACCGGCAAACGGCUCUACGAGACCGGGGAAUAUGCCAAGGCGCUGCAAAAGUUUAUCGACCUAAUCCGCAUCAUGUACGAUGUGCUGGCCCCCCCGUUCCCCGAUUACUGUGAGAGCCAACAGCAUCUGAAGGACUGCUUCCUGAACCUAGGCAAUGUGUACAAUCUGGAUUGAUUCAAAGCUGCUGUCUGCUGGCCGCUGACUCAUUCAAUUUGACUACCAUUUGUGCUCGAGAUUUUUAUUACAACCGUGUUUCACUCACUA
Messenger RNA from Drosophila obscura, 2165 nucleotides. RefSeq names its product SET and MYND domain-containing protein 4 (gene Smyd4-3). Gene Ontology annotation, molecular function: protein binding. Lineage: Eukaryota; Metazoa; Arthropoda; Insecta; Diptera; Drosophilidae. The coding region runs from base 99 to 2075 and encodes 658 amino acids. The transcript is spliced from 6 exons. The record is from RefSeq and is a predicted model, not a curated record.